AUGAAAAAGCCAGAAGAACUUGUCCCUGAAUCAGGUGCUGUUUUCACAUUUGGAAAAAGCAAAUUUGCAGAAGAUAUUCCUAGCAAGUUCUGGUUCAAAAAUGACAAGCCUGUACAUAUAUCAUGUGGAGAUGAACAUACUGCUAUUGUUACAGGGAAUGGUAAACUAUACAUGUUCGGCAGUAACAACUGGGGCCAAUUAGGACUAGGAUCAAAGAACACUGUCAGCAAACCAACAUGUGUUAAAGCUUUAAAACCAGAAAAAACAAAACUUGCUGUUUGUGGAAGAAACCACACUUUAGUUUACACAGAAAAAGGAAAUGUGUAUGCUGCUGGAGGUAACAGCGAAGGUCAGUUGGGAUUAGGUGACACAGAGGAAAGGACCACAUUUCAUUUAAUUAGGUUUUUUACCAACCAGCACAAGAUCAAACAGCUAGCAGCUGGAUCAUAUACCUCAGCAGCAGUAACUGAGGAUGGGCAGCUUUUUGUGUGGGGUGACAAUUCGGAAGGUCAGAUUGGCUUGGCUGAUGAAGCCUUUGUCAGUGUCCCUUGUCAAGUGGAUGUUGGAAAACCUGUUUCCUCUGUAUCCUGUGGAUAUUAUCACUCUGCCUUGAUAACAGGAGAUGGUGAGCUCUAUACUUUUGGAGAACCUGAGAAUGGGAAACUGGGAUUAUUGCCCGAACAGCUGAAGAACAAUAGAGUCCCACAGCCUGUACUGGGAAUUAUGGAAAAGGUUAAUAAGGUUGCUUGCGGUGGAGAACACACAGUGGUGCUGACAGAGACAGAUGUAUAUACUUUUGGACUUGGACAAUAUGGGCAGCUGGGACAUGGUACUUUUAUUUUUGAAACUUCAGUACCGAAGUCUGUGAAACACUUGAAGAGGCAUAAAAUAUGUAACAUUACAUGUGGGGAAAAUCAUACUGCUGUAAUUGCAGAGAAUGGCCUCAUGUUUACUUUUGGAGAUGGGCGACACGGCAAGUUAGGACUUGGAGAAGAGAAUUUUACAAAUCAGUUUGCUCCUACUCUGUGUUAUAAUUUCUUGAGGUUCACAGUCCUUAUGGUUGCUUGUGGUGGUUGUCACAUGCUAGUUUUUGCUGCUCCAAGACCUAAAGGAUCUGAAGAAAUACUCUUAGAAGAUUUAUAUGAGAGCCGUUUGACUGCUACUAUCUCUAAAAUGAGUGGAGACUCACUACUAACAAACACCUUACAACUAACAUCAGCACGAAUGCGACGUCGAGAGAGGGAAGAGUCGCCAGAACAGUUUGUUCGAUUGGCACGAACUCUGCCUCCACUGGGAGAAAGCUUCUUAAAAUCUUCAUUGCCUGUGACUAGCAACACUAGCCCACUCUGUUUUUCUGCAACAAGUCUUCCUAAAGCUGAACCUGUGAAGGAUAGAGACCAUGAAAAAGAAAAGAAUCAUAAGAAAGAUAAACCUGGUGAAGGCUCUGCAGAAGAAGAUUCAGAUAAUGAAAAUAAUGACAGAAACCUUGGAGAUACAACUGACAUCCUAAAUAUGACACAUGCGAUGAAAUUGAAUCCCAGUGACCAGUCCUUAAAAUUAUCACCACUCCAAAAACAAAAGGAACAAAACUUGUCUGGAGAUGAAGAGACAGAUGAUGAUGAUGAUGAUGAUGAUGAUGAUGAUGAUGAUGAUGAUGAGGGUGAAGAAACAGAAGAAGAAGAAGCAGAAGCAGAAGAAGAAGCAGAAGGAGAAGAAGCAGGAGGAGGAGGGGAAGGAACAGAGAAAAAAGAGGAAAUAGAGGAAAAAUAUGAAAAAGAGAAACAUAGUAAAACACCUGAGAGAGAGAAGAGCAGUAAUAGCACAGUGGAAACUGUAGAGACAGAAGAGACUACUCAGAAAGAGACCAUCACUCAGCAGGAGAAAGAAAGCUCUGACAAUCACACUGUGAACAAUUCUUCAGAGAACUCUGAUGACCAAAUAACUGGAGGAAUCAUUGGGAGAAAAAAGUUUUCCCUGUUUAAGCGAAAGCCACCGACAGGCCAGAAGAAUGUAUGUAGCGGAAAGGAAGAUAGAUCUGGAAAGCCAUUACAGAGUGAACAAGAAAAGGAAAAGGAAGAUUUAUCUGGUGAAGACAGUAAAGAUGAAAACCAGAAUCAUACAUUGGAGAAUUCCAGGGAAACUGUGACUAACCAGGACAGAAGGAUGAAAUCUGCUACUUGUAUAUUACUCUAACACUGUUAUAGUACGUAAGAAUGUGAUAGUCUUAAAGCACAUAGUGCAGAUUUUACUUGAAGACAGUUAUGACUCACUAGAGAUGUUGAUGGUUGCUUUUUUGAUUGAUUUGAUUGCUGUGAUUUUAAACGUGCAGACCAUUUUCUUGAUAUUUAUUGGUAAUUUUAAUAGUUGCAAUUGAUACGCUUAUCAGCAUCUUGCUGGCGUUCUGUGGCCUUAACUGUUAGUGUUGUAAAACAAAAUAUAUUUUUUUAUGUGAAAAGUUGAAUACAGGCAUUUCAUGGUUUUUGCUAAAUCAUUUUAUUCUGUUUCAGUCUACAGAGUACCACUUUCAGUAUGGGACUCUUGCAAAAUGGUAAUAUUUGAUGUAAGAUACUGUUUGGUUUAACAAACUAGGUCAGAAUAUCGAAGUUCACAUUUUAAAGAGGGUACUCAGUUACUUAGAAAUACAUAUGCCUUCUCCUGUUUUGACUUAGAAAAAUAGCAAUAAAACUUCCAAGUUAACAUGUAGGCCAUUAUUGAGGAAGUUGCUGAAGUACGUGCCUAAUUCCAUCUGUGGCAGUAGUUCCACUGGAAACAGUACCUAAGAGUAGCGUGAGUCGGUUAGUAAGUAUCCUGCCAAACUGGGACUUGGAGGAACCUUUCGUUUCUGAGGGAUGCUGAACGCCGUCGCUCCUUCACUCCCCACAGAAUCAGGCCCAACGAAAACUGGACGGCCUCGCUGUUGGUUCAGUUGGAUUCUAAUCCUGUCUUCUGUGAACAUGCAUACCGUAAUGAGUCCCUGGUGAAGCUUUUCUAGAGGAAAACAACGUAACCAGAGUUACUGUGGAAUACGUUGGUAUGGCAAACAGAUCAUUAUGGGCUAAAUAUUCAUGUUUUUCUCAGGCAAGCUGGCUUUUCUUCAGAUGGAGGCUGAGCAGCAGGAGUAACGAAUCCCGUUACUGGUCCGGAUGAGCAGAAUGUUUGGGGUUUUAAUUAGUCCAAGAAGCAGAAGCGACAAACCGACUAUUCUAAUUACCAGCAUUCCCUCUAAAUGAAAUUUGAUUUCUGAAAAUUUAGUCCAGGUGAAUCAGAACUAUAACCCUUAUCAUGAUGAAUCUGAUCCAGGGUCCGCGUUUGCCCCUUACUAAAAUAUGCUUAGUUUUUUAUGAAUAUACACAAGCUCUAGCGUAAAUAUAAAAUAAAGAAUUAUUUCUAAACUGAGUACUUUUCAGAAUACCUUACAAGGGGCAGGUGAUCUUUGUAGAAAACCUAGGAAAAUGUUAUUUAAUUUGACUGACAUAUGAACAUAUUUUAAUAAGCCUUUGGCCAUGUUUCGCCUUUGGAUUAUCAGUUUUUCCUAGUUUCAGGGUUGCUUAAAUUUUAUAUACAUAGUCAGAAGUGUCUGGAGUUGGUUUUGACCUCGAAGCUGACUCGGCUGAACGCUUUGUCCCUGUAAGUAUGGCAGGUGCCCAGAUUCUUUCACGGGGCCUCCUCUGUGCUACAGUAAGCAUCAUAGUAAAAACCUGGAUGCUUUGGUCAUCCUUUGCAGGAGUUAAUUAAGAUCCUCUUGUUUCUGUUAUUUUUCUUUGGGCUACCCUUGAGUUCUGCAGUGAACCUUACAUCAGCUAUUUUUUUUUCUGCCGAUGUGCAUUACAUUUGCAUAUUUUCUUGUUUUCCUGAAUGCACAUGUGGUUUCUGUUCUACUUGGAUACUGUUGUGAAUAGUAAAGAAGUGGAAACGGAAAAAUAAAGUAAAUAGUGUCCUCAUUAAUUUAAAUAAGCUUUAAUUAUUUUUUUAAGGGGAGAUCAAUCACAGAAAUUGUUACCGUAAGGACAAUUUCUGUUUUUAAAAUGUGAACUAAUUUAGUGAAAAAUAUUACUUUA
Molecule: messenger RNA, 4058 nt
Organism: Aptenodytes forsteri (emperor penguin)
Lineage: Eukaryota; Metazoa; Chordata; Aves; Sphenisciformes; Spheniscidae
Gene: RPGR
Product: retinitis pigmentosa GTPase regulator
Exons: 18
Coding region: 1-2193 (730 amino acids)
Biological process (GO): ubiquitin-dependent protein catabolic process; protein ubiquitination; visual perception
Cellular component (GO): photoreceptor outer segment
Molecular function (GO): ubiquitin protein ligase activity
Source: RefSeq, a predicted model, not a curated record